CUUCAAUCGAUUCUUGCAAAGUCUAAAAAGUUCAAAACAUCAAUUCGACAGAAGUGCCAGCGUCCACGUGAUCAACGCGCUAGCGCAAGAGCUCGGCUAGUCUGCUUUCACUUCAACCUCGAAAGAUUGCAUCGUACCAUCAACCAAAACCCUCAAUUGAACCACUAUGUUCCUCUCACGCCCCGCCCUCGCCGCCGCCCGUCGCGCGGCAGCAUCCCCCAUCAUCAAACGCAGCUUCACAAGCUCCUUCGUGCGCCCUGCCCCUACACCAGCGUCCGGCUCCAACGAUGGCAAGAUCAAGAAAUUCGAAGAGAUCAAGAGUGAAUCGGAUCUCGUCGGUCCCGGCGCUGCUGUUGGUGCGGUGCCUACGGAUCUCGAGCAGGCGACGGGCUUGGAGCGAUUGGAGAUCCUGGGGAAGAUGCAGGGCAUUGACAUCUUCGACAUGAAGCCAUUGGAUGCCUCUCGCAAAGGAACGCUCGAUAACCCGAUUGUCGUCAAGAGUUUCGGCGAUGAGCAAUAUGCUGGCUGUACCGGAUACCCCGCCGACUCACACAACACGAUCUGGCUUACGAUGUCCCGCGAUCGUCCGAUUGAGAGGUGCCCUGAGUGUGGAAAUGUUCUGAAGAUGGAAUAUGUUGGCCCGGCUGAGGAUCCACAUGCCCAUGAUCACGGUCACGACGCACACGGACACGGAGAUGGGGUGCACAACUACGAGGGUGAGCCGAAGACGUUUGCCGAUUUCGUUCGCCCGGAAUACAGAUAGGAGGGAUAUACACAUUCGGGGAAGCUACGGGGAAGUUAGACGAACGGAAGGUUGACUGUAGAAUAGUAGUCAAUUGAGAGUUUUGUCUCGUCCAAAUAUGGCAGCAUCUAGUCAACCGGAAGAGUGUACAUCAAAAUGAGACAUAGGAGCACGUGGGGUUGAUUUGCAUCGUAUUAUCUAAGUAAGAGCUCGCGGACUGCGU
Mollisia scopiformis is the source of this 965-nucleotide messenger RNA. Its product is annotated as subunit IV of cytochrome c oxidase. The transcript has 5 exons. The record is from RefSeq and is a predicted model, not a curated record. Bases 167 to 763 code for a protein of 198 amino acids. Gene Ontology annotation, biological process: mitochondrial electron transport, cytochrome c to oxygen. Lineage: Eukaryota; Fungi; Ascomycota; Leotiomycetes; Helotiales; Mollisiaceae. Gene Ontology annotation, cellular component: mitochondrial envelope.